Molecule: messenger RNA, 1806 nt
Organism: Fundulus heteroclitus (mummichog)
Lineage: Eukaryota; Metazoa; Chordata; Actinopteri; Cyprinodontiformes; Fundulidae
Gene: syt5a
Product: synaptotagmin Va
Exons: 10
Coding region: 144-1385 (413 amino acids)
Biological process (GO): regulation of dopamine secretion; calcium ion-regulated exocytosis of neurotransmitter; cellular response to calcium ion
Cellular component (GO): dense core granule; synaptic vesicle membrane; axon
Molecular function (GO): clathrin binding; syntaxin binding; calcium ion binding
Source: RefSeq, a predicted model, not a curated record
GGAGGGGAGAGAAGGAGCUGGACGUGGGCACAGCAGCUUCCAUUCAGUCAGAGUUGGUGGAUUUCUGGCGAAUAACCCUUGCAUGCUACAGAAGAAUAAUAGAUAAAAAAAGAUAAAAGGAAGGGCGACAUAUCAGAGCAGUAAUGCCGUUGGUCAACAUGGCAGCAGUGCGGCUUCCAAGGGCGGCAGAGGAAGAGGAAAGGGAGCCGCGGCCUCCCCCGCCACCCCCAUCCCACCGAUCCAACCACCAGUUUGCCAGCAUGAAGAACAAGUUCUUCAAUGAGCUCACACACCUGCCAAAUCAUAAACUCAAGAUGCCCAUGUGGGCUGUUGGUGCCAUCGUGGUUGUGGUCCUUGCCCUUGUCGCCUGCCUGGGAUUCUGCAUCUACAAGAAAUGUUUCAAUAAGGGCAAGAAGGCAAAGAAAGCUCGCGAGAGGAAAGGUGGAGGAGGGAGGGGGCGGAGAAAGAAGGAUAAGGAGGGAGAGGAGGGAGAUGAGAAAAAGGAUGGAGAGGAAGAGAAGGAAGAGGAGAAGGAGUUUUUAGGCAAACUGGAGUACACGUUGGAUUAUAACUUUACUGAUAAUCAGUUGAUAGUUGGCAUACUCCAAGCUCAGGACCUUCCAGCGAUGGACAUGGGCGGAACCUCUGACCCUUACGUUAAAGUCUACAUGCUGCCAGACAAGAAAAAGAAGUUUGAGACCAAAGUUCAGCGCAAGAACCUCUGUCCUGUCUUUAAUGAGACUUUUACGUUUAAGAUCCCUUAUAGUGAGCUGGGUGGUCAAAUUCUGGUGUUGCAAGUUUUUGAUUUUGACCGUUUUGGAAAACAUGAUGUAAUCGGUGAAAUCAAGAUCCCAAUGAACAGCAUAGACCUUGGACAACCAAUACAUGAAUGGAAGGAUCUAGUUGGUGGAGAAAAAGAGGAGCAAGAGAAGCUGGGUGAUAUCUGCAUUUCCCUUCGUUAUGUUCCCACGGCCGGUAAGCUAACAGUAAACAUCAUGGAAGCAAAGAACCUGAAAAAAAUGGACGUCGGAGGGCUGUCAGAUCCCUUUGUCAAGGUGGUUCUGCAACACAAUGGCAAGCGAAUCAAGAAAAAGAAGACGUCUGUGAAGCAAAACACUCUUAAUCCUUACUUCAAUGAGAGCUUUAGCUUUGAGAUUCCCUUCUCUCAAAUACAGAAACUCCAGGUGCUGAUCACUGUGUACGACUACGACAAACUGGGCAGCAACGAUCCCAUCGGGAAGUGCUGGAUCGGCUAUGGCGCCUCAGGCGUCGGGCUGCGCCACUGGUCAGACAUGCUGGCCAAUCCCAGACGUCCUGUGGCCCAGUGGCACACACUGCUGCCUGAGGAGGAGGUGGAUGCUGCUCUGAAGGCCCCCAUCCGCUAACAUGACCCAUAUGUACUCACAUAAAGUACAUACUGUAUGUGACAAUAUUAUCUGCAAAGGAGGUCUUCAAGGUGUCAUUUUGCAGGAACUAUUGUUUUAUUUGUGAUAUUUUUCACUGGCAUCUGUAAUAGUUUACUUUAUUUAUUUCUGCAUAAAUUAUUGGGUGCAUAACAUUAGUUAGAACAAAACAGCAGAUCAGUGCAUACAGUAUACAUGCUUACUAGUAAAGGAAUUCAAGAUGCACAUUAUUGGGAAAUAUUUUUUUGUAAUUAAUAAUGAAAUCCCACAGUUCCAUCUUGAUAUUGUUCUUUCCUGUUUAAUGUGAGUAAAUUGUGCCAUGCUGUUGUCACGUGGUCUAUUAGCAUCAAAAUACUCUAUUAUGUAUUAUAUGCUUUAAAAAAGAGAUGGGAGAUUUACUUAA